Molecule: messenger RNA, 690 nt
Organism: Haemonchus placei
Lineage: Eukaryota; Metazoa; Nematoda; Chromadorea; Rhabditida; Trichostrongylidae
Source: the annotation of a GenBank genome assembly
AUGUUGGCUGUUCAGGAUCCGAAUCUGCAAUUCCUAUGCCGUGGCUCGCUAUCGGACUACGCGGCAUGCCAGUGUAAAGAGGACGAGGGUGAAGUUGCAUGCAUAAAUGCGCAAUUCGUCGACACUGAAGUCUUCUUCAAUCUCAACGCUCAUUACAAAACCCUCCAGAAGGUGACGUUCCAUGGGAAUAACUUUCAAGAUCUGCCAUCGUCAUCGUUAUUUGGCCCAGUGAGCCAUAGCAGAUUGCAUACGUUGAACAUAUCGGCCAACUACAUAGUAAAUUUAAAUUCGAAUGCGUUGAAAGGAUUGCCGAAUCUACGGGUAUUGGACCUCUCCAAUAAUGAGAUUGUACUCAAGGAAAGUGAUGUCGACUUCUUAACGCACACUCCACGACUAACUCAUCUGUAUCUACGACGAGCAUUCACGGCCACAAUCAAUCGUACCGUCCAAUUUGAUCUGAUGAUGAGAAUGUUUCAAAAGGCCAAUCUGAAACACUUGGAGAUUCGUGACAAGCACAACUUGGUCUGCGAUCGGGCAAGUCCACGGAAUUUCGUCGGAGCCCGUCUGGUCGAGGUACCACUGCACAAGCUGGACUGUUCAGUAAAUCUGUUUGCGAUGAGUUCCAACCAACCGCAGUUCCUCACUCUUCUCUUUGCCGCCGUCGUCAUUUACUUCUUUAAUAAUUUGUAA